Molecule: messenger RNA, 2322 nt
Organism: Capsella rubella
Lineage: Eukaryota; Viridiplantae; Streptophyta; Magnoliopsida; Brassicales; Brassicaceae
Product: cation/H(+) antiporter 12
Exons: 3
Coding region: 1-2322 (773 amino acids)
Biological process (GO): regulation of pH; proton transmembrane transport
Cellular component (GO): endomembrane system; membrane
Molecular function (GO): antiporter activity
Source: RefSeq, a predicted model, not a curated record
AUGAAUACAACGACGGCCUAUUUCAACGGUUGCAUACCCGUAGUGUUCAACAUCUCUUCUUAUGGAUUUUGGGAAAACCUAAACUCGCCAGAUGUGAUUUUCGAGUAUUCAUUGCCUCUCAUGGAGCUUCAGAUAUUACUCAUCUUCAUAUUCAUCAUCAUGAUUCACAUCUUUCUUAGAUGCAUCGGGACUUCCCCGAUUCCUUCGUAUAUGCUGGCUGGUAUGAUUCUAGGGCCUCAAUUGUUCAAUCUUAGGGAGAUAUCAUCAGGGAAAUUAUCUUGGGAUCCUGUAUUGGAUGGAAACGCGCCGUUAAGAGGCCUUUCGGUGUGUGGAAACAUUAUGCUUGCGUUUUUGAUGACAGUUAAAAUCAGUCGUCGGUUGGCAUUUCACAAUGGAUCGUUACCUAUUGUGAUCGGGAUCUUGACCUUCAUCGUCCCAUUCUUUGGUGGCUUGUGUGUGCGGAAUCUCUACAUGGGGAGUAUAGACCCUUACUACUUACCGCAUAAGAAAGUAAUCGCCGAGCGCACUGUGAUCAUCUCAAGCCAAUCCUCGAUUCUCUUGCCCACCAUAACCUAUUUCCUGUCAGAACUCAAGAUCCUUAACUCCGAGCUAGGUCGCCUUGUGUUGUCUGCAUCCCUGAUCAAUGACAUCUUGGGGUGUUUCGUCAGCAUAGUAGCCUAUCUUGGAGGAACGUACAAGAACGUCUCUCCAAUGACAGCCUACCGUGACUUAAUAGCGGUGAUAGUUUUGAUUCUUGUAGUCUUUUUCAUUCUUAGACCGGUUGUAGAAUGGAUAGUAGAAAGCACACCAGAAGGUAAACCCGUGGCAGAUGUGUAUGUACAUAUUACUGUUUUGAGCGUAAUUGGUUCAGCAGCAUACUCUUCAUUUUUCAAUAUGAAGUACCUUUUGGGACCAUUCUUUAUCGGUAUUAUCAUACCUGAAGGUCCACCAAUAGGAUCCGCUUUGGAAGCAAAGUAUGAGGCUCUUACAAUGAACGUUCUUAUACCGAUCUCAAUCGCAUUCAGCACAAUGAGAUGCGACGUUAUGAAGAUCAUCUACCAGUUUGAUGACAUCAUAUACAACAUUUUCUUAAUGGUUUUUACUGGCGUUUUGAAAAUGGCGGCUUCCAUGGUACCUUGCUUGUAUUGCAAGGUACCAUUCAAGGAGGCCAUAGCUGCUUCCCUCCUGUUAUGUACCAAAAGCUUCUCUGAAAUCUUUCUUUACGAAUCAACACUCGACGAUUCGUAUAUAUCACAAGCAACAUAUACGUUCUUGAUCAUUUGUGCGCUUAUAAACUCCGGAAUUAUCCCCACGGCCUUGGAAGGACUGUAUGAUCCGAAGCAGAAGUACAUUGGUUACCAAAAGAGGAGCGUUAUGAAUCUAAAACCAAACUCAGAUCUUAAGAUUCUGACUUGUGUACACAAACCUGAGAACAUCUCUAUGGCCAUUUCAUUUCUCCAAUUAUUCCCCUCCACCAUCAUGGUCACAGUUCUCCACCUCGUGAAGCUAGUAGGCAAAAUCGUCCCAGUCCUAAUCUCGCAUAACAAGAAAACAAAACAGCUAGUGAAUAACUCAUACAUCCUAACCGCAAACCUUGCCUUCAGCCAGUUGGAGUCAGUGACCAUGGCCAUGUUCACUGCCCUCACGCACGAGAACCUUAUGCACGAUGAAAUCUGCAAGCUCGCGUUGGAACAAGCCACGUCCAUGAUUAUCAUCCCGUCGGGGAGGAAAUGGGCUAUAGAUGGGACGUUUGAGUCAGAGGACGAAGCCAUGAGACGUUUAAAUGAGUCGUUACUCAAGAACGCUCCUUGUUCUAUCGGAAUACUCAUGGACCGUGGACAGUUCUCAUGCAAAGGCACGAAAAGGUACCACAUCAAUGUUGGUUUGAUCUUCAUUGGAGGCAAAGACGACCGCGAGGCACUAUCACUAGUAAAAAAGAUGAAGCAUAACCCUAGAGUCAAAGUCACUGUGAUCCGACUCAUCUCUAACCAAGAAAUAGAAACGACUAAUUGGGAUUACAUUCUUGACCACGAAGUCUUAGAGGAACUUAUAAAUACAGAAGCUAGUAACUGUAUUGCAUAUACGGAGAGGAUUGUGACCGGUGGUCCUGAAGUAGCCACCAUGGUUAGGUUACUCUCCGAGGAGUAUGAUCUUAUGGUGCUUGGAAGAGAUCACGGCACGGCUACACCGGACUUUGAUGGAGUCAAGGAGUGGAUUGAACUCCCGGAGUUAGGUGUUAUCGGAGAUUUGCUAGCGGCUAAAGAUCUUGACUCUAGGGUUUCUGUUUUGGUAGUUCAACAACAACAACAACAACAAAUGUGA